UUUUGCUGCCCAGACUGGAAACCACUGUAGUGCAGUUGGACUUGACGUCUAGCAACACAACAGCACAGACUUUAAACAAGCAGACACGGCGACUUAGCUCGUUAGCGACUGCAUUUACAGGAAGGAAAGAAGGACAGUGACAGAAAGGGUGGAGGCUGGAGAGACAGAAUUUGGAGAGAGAGGGGCAAGAAGUGAGAAGCUGCUGUACCAGUGUGAGAGCUCCUCGGCCCCUUGUGCUGAGCGCGGAACUGCAGCAACCGGACAAAAGACAUAAGAGAAGACUGGGAGGACACGAGGGGAAAAAAAAAGAACAAGCCAGCGACAGAGCUGCUGCGUUCAGAGGGGCUAAGGCGGCAUGCUGAUUAGAGUUUAAGAAGUGAACAGACUGAUAGAGCUCACCUCCACAUCGGCAGGUAGAGGAGAGGACACACACAGACAGGUUGAAGGAGGAGGGGCCAAAAAAGGCAUUUCACCAACCAUUCUGGGUGCUGGCCAUGGCUGUAGGCCUGUUGCUGGGAGGAUAGAACUCAUAUAGCCUUUCCCUUCAUCUGCACCGACACUUCAACUUCCUUCACCCUCACCCCUGUACCUCUGCCCCGACCCUGACCUCGACUCCACCACUCAGCCUCCAAUUUCCUUCCUUCCUCUGCCCUGCUGCUCACUCUCUUCCUCUGUGCCAGCAGUUUUUCCCCUAUUCUUGGGAAGUGUGUGCUGGCUGGAUCAGUUUUCAGGAGACGGGCAGCCCGUAAACCAGUCAGGCACCUGGUUGGUCGACCUGUUAGCUGUUCAGUUAGCUCAGUAAACCGGCCUUGCAACCCGUCCCUGAGCAGAGGAGAAACAGUUUGUGAGUCGUGAGUGACAGCAGCCCUCCAUUCCUGCACAUGGACUGUUGAUGAAGAAAGAUGGCAGUGAGACUGGCAGGAGCCACCCCCUCCUCUCGGCCACCCUCCCCUCCCCCAGCGGGCGCGGCUCGGACCGGUUAAGGUUGUUUGGUUGGCAUCCAUCGUGGCAUCGGCAGCAGCUGGCAGAGAGCUGGAAGGAGCAGUAUGCAGGAAACUGAUUUACCAGCCACAAAUGCCUUCAAAGAGUGCAAGUUCCACUGCACCAAUGGGAAUUGUUUGCGUCUGGGCUCGCUGAUCUGCAACCAGCUGAAUAACUGUGGGGACAACAGCGAUGAGGAGAACUGUCCCGUGGUCACCCAGCACCCCCCGCCUGGCAUCUUCAACUCUGAACUGGAGUUUGUUCAGAUCGUCAUCAUCAUCGUGGUGAUGACGGUGAUGGUGGUGGUGAUCAUCUGCCUGCUCAACCACUACAAGCUCUCCACCUGGUCGUUCAUUACGAGGCAGAGCCAGGCCCGCAGGCACGACCACGCCCUGCAACAGGAUGGGUGUCUGUGGCCUUCGGACAGUGGCUCUCGACAAGGUGCCUCAGAGGUACUCUAUGCUCCCCAGGCCAGGGAGCGCUUCACAGCUCCCUCCUUCAUGCAGCGCGACCGGUUCAGCCGCUUCCAGCCCACCUACCCCUACCUGCAGCACCAGAUCGACCUGCCGCCCACCAUCUCGCUGUCGGACGGCGAGGAGCCCCCCCCUUACCAGGGACCCUGCACCCUGCAGCUGCGCGACCCUGAGCAACAAAUGGAGCUCAACCGUGAAUCGGUGCGGGCCCCGCCUAACCGGACCAUCUACGACAGUGACUUGAUCGACAUGGGAGGAGGCGGGGGCGGAGGGGGAGGGGGAGUAGGAGGAGGCGGGGGUGGCAUUGGGGGAGGCGGAGGAGGAGGUCCUAGACCGCCCAGCAGCAACUCGGGCAUCAGCGCGGCCAACUCCAGCAGCCACGGGCGCAUGGAAGGCCCCCCGCCGGCGUACAGUGAGGUGAUGGGCCACUACCCCGGCUCGGCAUUCUUUCUACACCAGCACAGCAAUAACCAGAGGGCGGGGGGGCCGGGGAGCAGGACGAUCCAACAGCAGAGCCAAUCAGAAAGCACAAUAGUACCUGCCAAGGCCAAGGACGGCCAACCAGAGGACCUGGUGUGAGGAAAGAGAGGGGCGAGGCUGAGGCUGCCACCCACCCCAGACUAAGAACUGUGUCUCUCCUCCUCACCUACAAGGAGUGGUCUCUCUAUCGCACUCUCUCUCUGUAUCUGUCUCUCUCACCUGUCCUCUCCUCUCUAAACACUCCCAUGCACAAAUAAAUAUCAACCUUAGCUACAACAAAACAAGGAAAGAGAGGAACCAACUGUUGAUUUCAUUUCUUUCUUUUCCUUUCUGUUAUUAAUUCAAAUAGCUAGCACUGCUGGGGCAAGAUGUAUGCACUGCGCAGAGAGGUUUUUUUUUCCAGCUUUGUAGCUGUCUUUCUUUUACUUUAAUAUUUCCUUCAUAUGAGAAAAAAAAUACAAUGCUAGCACAGAUUGAAUGAUUUGCUUUUUGGGCCCCGGGAUGGGUCUGUCCCUGGGAGUGAGGAUGUUUCUUUUCGUUUCUUUCGGACCGGGAUCUGUGCACAAGCAAGAACUGCGAAUCGAGGACUAGAGAACACAACAAACAAGAGACUCACAAACCCAAAUCUUAGUGCCAAGGUUCACGAGGAAGCAAAACAAGGGGGGAAAAAAUGACUUGUCUAACAUUCAAAACAAACACAAAAAAGAAAAGUUAUCUAAAAGUUGCACUAUCUAUUUGUUGUAAAAGAGAAGAGGGAAAUGAUGCUCUACGUAUGUGAUAAUGAUGAUGAUGUGUUGUUGUUUUUCUUUUUGUUGUCCGUUUCAUGAAUGGACUGACUGACUGAACUUUGGCUCCAAAGUUAUUUUAACAGUUGGGAGCAAAAAGUAUUAUAAGCUUAUGUCCUUCCUUUUUUGAAAACUGCAAGAAAUACUCGUACCCAGCCUACAACAUCCCUGUCUGCUUACACCACAGGCACAGUGAGACUUAGUAAAAGAAUAACCUUGUACUCCAUGUCUGUGUACACUUCUGCCUACUGGGAAAGAAGUCUGCUUUCUAAUCAGCCGCUGGGUGGAUGAGCCAUUACUUACUUCCUCUGAUAGUUUCUUACAAUAUCUGACCGCAGUCGGGGCGUUAGCUCUCCCACAUAGAGAUGUUAUUGAGCUAAAAUGAGACUUAAAAGUUCAAGGGGAGUGUCGAUCACCAGAGGGAACAAAGAAGUGUUUGAUUUGAACAAUUUCCUUUGAGAAAUCUGGUGGCACUGCAUAGAAAGUCAACCCCAGCCUUGAAUGAAAGUGUUUCUUAAAUCAGUGAAACAAAUGCCUGAAUAAUUUAAUUUAUUAUUAGUGUCUAGUUAGUCCAAGAAUUAUGUGGGGUGGUAUAUACAACACAACAUAUCUGAUUGUCCAUCCAGCAGCCUGGUUAUAGCAGAUCCUUCUCUUUUCAAAUCUGUCCCGCCCUCUUGAGUACCUGACAGUUCCUUUGUGCCCCGCAUCGAUUUCUCCCUCUCCCGUUCCUCCCUCCCUUUCUCAAGCCGUUCAUCUACAUGUGCACAGUGCAUUCUGCCAACAGUCACGCUAAAACUACAAUCCACCGCCAUGACAACGAAGGAAAAAAAAUGAAACAGAAGAAGGCUCAGCUCUCCGUCUUCACAUUCUUAAGCCACAAAAAAAAACAAAAAACAAAAAAAAAAAAAGAGACGACACAAAGUGAAGAUUCCUGUCUGCGUCCGCCAGCACAGUAAUCAGGUUUUAAACGAAACUGUCUGUGGUCGAAGUCAAGGGCUAUGGGAGGGUCCUUUUUUUAAGAAAAGAAAAAAAACUUUUUGAAAAUCUAGCCUUUUCUCUGCUCAUCGUUGCCUUCUCCUCUGCUCUUGCGCUUUCUCUGUCUGUCCCUCUCAAUUGAAGCCAGUGCCCCCCCUCCCCUCUCCCCCCGCCGCCCGCCCAGCUUUCUAACAGUGUUUACCAGCCGUCUCUCCAUCAUCCCUCCUUCUAUCUGUGUGCAGAUAAAGUGCGUUCAAACGAUGCAGAGUCCGCCAAGCCCUUUAAAGUGGAGACUGGAGUGGAGCCCUUGUUUGGCAAUGUGCUAGUGCAGUCCUCUUUUCCCCGUGUGUGUGUGUGUGUGUGUCUGUGUAUCUGUGUGUAUUUGUAUGUGUGAAACAUUUUACCAACACAGAAAAGCACUUAAUGUUCCAGCAGGAGCAUUGAGUGUGUACACGUGUGUGUGUGUGUGUGUGUGUGUGUCUGUGUGUAGCUGAGCAAAUACUUAGCCGACUGCAUUGUACGAGUUUUGAGAUUCAAGGACAUGAGUGAUUUUGCGCUGUCCAUAUUAACACAUCAUUAAUUAAGCUUUCGCUGGACUCCUGGGGAGCCUCUCUGUAAAGAGCUACAGAUUCAUGCCACAAACCACGUCACAAGUCGUAUCAAGGCUGCACUCGGCAAGACUUCGAUGUACAGAUAGGCUGAAAUCACAAAACUGCAGUAGAGAUCAUAUUCUAGUGUCGGGUAUCAACACCGGCAGGAAGUCUAUCUUAGCACACAGGAAGUGGAAGAAAUUAAGUAAAAUCCAAACCUCUUUCCCACCAACUCUAUUAGACACUAGGAAGAAGAAACUGAAUUUACUACAGUCAUGUUACAAGAUUUAUGGAUAGUGAAGCACUUCAAAGGUGCACCACCCAAAACUGCAAAGUGCUGUGAAUGAAGUGAGGACUGAUUUAAAAAAAAAAAAAAAAUAGCCAAGCAAGCACAUCAUUCGAUACUUGAGUCUACAUGGUUUUCAUCAUCAGACCGACUCAAUGAUAGGUUAUGUGCUUACUCCGUGUCUUUUAUCAGUUGAAUCUAUGGGAUUCCUCACUUCAGCUGGCCCAGUUUUGCAUAUUGCACCUUUAAACUCAAAUUCACUUAGUGCCGUCAGUCUUCAGACUUGCCCAUUGCAGCUUUAAGGAAUAUUUUGAAGUUAUGGCAUCAUGCAGACUCAUCAGAGAGGCCUUGAGGUCCCAGUCCAGCCCUCAUUGAGACGUUAAGCUCAGUUCCAGGUGUGACGUCGCAGCGCGAAGGCGGCCUGUCAGUGGUCAAGAUGAACCAGAGAUGGUGGACAGCAGGAUGUUUCCCUCCUUGUGAACCUGCAGCUCAUGUCUGACUUCACACUCUUCAUGAUGAAAAAGUCCUUUUGUUAGUUUAUUUCUUAGGCUUAGAUAUCGAAAGCCUUCCGAUUCUGUUAGUAUCAGUGUGUGUUCUGCUGUGUGUCGGUAUGAAUGUAUGCAUGUAUCCCAGGCGUGUGUUUCUGGUCAGUGUGUCCAUCCUGGCUCUACGGAUGUGUGUGUGUGUGUGUGUUACUACAUCGCUGCUGCUAUCACUGCUGCUGCUGCUACUAUUGUUGCUACUGCUGCUUCUCGUGUCCCCAGUACGCUUCCCCCCCUCUGUCCAUCUGGUCCCUUCAACUGAAUAGAAACAUAGAAGGAUAGACGCAUAGAAAUCUUGUCAUCUGCAGUCAAAAGCACAAGUAUUGAGGCAAAAAGUCAGUCUUGUUUUGUUACUCGUGGUUUUAAAGUAUUUAACACUGGAGGCAUACCAAGACCCAUAAUCAAAAAGUGUUCUUUUGCAGCCUUUUCAUUUAACGUCAAGAUCAUAUUACUAGAAGAGUCAGCUGCCAUAAGGAAUAGUGUCAUCUUCCUGUCCCAACACUUCAGCCUUUGACUGUAAGAACCUGCUUCCACUCUCCUUACUCCUACUUCCUUCUUUCUUCUGUUUUCUCAGCUUGUUCUGUCUGCGCGGUCAUAGCUUGUAAAUGGAGGAUAUACAGAUGAAUUUUAUGUUUUCUACAAGGAGGUUUGCAUGUUACUAUUAUGUGAGUAAAUAAGGUGCCUAAUGUUCAUGUUUGAGCAGACCACACUUCAGUCAAAUUGUAUCUUGGAACCCUUGCAGAUGCUCAAUCUCAGUCUGACCAGCUGUCUGGCAGAAUGGAAAGUUAAAAAAAAAAAAAAAAAAAUGGUUGAACCAGUUUGCUCAAGUUUGCCAACAGGUUCAUAAUCUGUGCUUUUGUAAGUCAGUGGACAAGCUGUUUGACAAAAACAGACUCUUCUUAAGAUGUAGAUGAACCUACAAAACUAUACGUUAACACAGAAAAUUUGCUGCCAUAGGACCAGGUUCGUUUUUGGCCUCGGCGGGCUCCUGUAGGACGCCUGGUUUCACGUCAGCAAACCACUGACUUUAUCUUAGAAUUGGUUGCAUUUGGUCACCUGGUUGGAAAAUGGCAGGAGCGUUUGGGUUUGCACUUUUCGACCAGUUUACCGGUGCGAUUGUUUCCAUUGUGCCAGACAUGAGCAGUCACUCCCAGAGCAGCAGCUGAAGCCGUUCCAACCAGUAAUUUGACCCGUGUGUGGAGCAGACAUAGGAACCCACUUGCACUCAAAAGCUCCCACCUUCGUUGUGCCUCACUUCCAACGGUGCUUUUUUCAGUAGUCUGUCUUUCUUUAUGUUUGUUUGUAAGGUGCUGUAUAUAACUUGAAUAUAUUAUGCACAUAUCCUACCCAAUGGGUAGAAACCACAAAAAAUGUUGUGAAUAAUGUAAUAUAAUGUAUAGACAAUAUAAGAAUUUUAAGAAGGCAGCAUCAAAUUUGUAAAUGCCUACAGUAAAAAUGUGCUUUGUCUGUUUUUUUAAUGAGAAAACAUGGUUUGCAAAGUAUGCUUAGAAAUAUGGUUGCAACACAAAUACAAAUUACUACUUAUAAUAUUUUGCUAUAAAUAAUAGUCUGUUAUGAUAAGGAUGAAAUAACCUCUGGAUUAAGGAAGUUGCUGAAAAAUGAUAUUAUUCACUUGUUUAUUGGAUUCCUCUUCUAAGAACAACUUUUCACAGCGCUUGCCAUCAUUUGGGUACUGGCCAGUGGUUUUGUUUUGACCACAGUCAACUAACGCAUAUAGAGUUAUAUUACACAAGAAAACAUAUUUCACACCUGUCAGCUGGAAGAGUCUUUGUGCCACAACUUCAGCUGGGCAGAUUUUUCCAACUCAACUUGCUUUGUAGUCGCGGUGAACAAACGCAGAACCUGGUUGUGUUGGGAGAAGCAUCAUGUGACCACUGAAUACAAACUGUAGCCAGUUCCUGAAAUGGAAGAAUGCACCUGUACUCACUGAUCUUACAAUGUUUUAGUUGAUUUCAACAGUAGUUUUGUAUAUCUGCCAAAAUAUAACACUCAGAACAAUGAUACUUUACAGUAAACUAUUGAGCACACUCACCAUUGCUAAAGACCUGGCUAAAGAUAUUAUUACGCUUUGGCUGCGUUACAACAUUUCAGCUGUAGUAAAAGGAUGAUCUUUUGAGUUUUGAGAAGAUGAAUGAAGUAUCGUAAAGGUUUGCUGAAUGGGAAAUAGCAAAGGAAACCGGUCAUUCCCUUGUUGUCAAGAUUGUAAAGUUGCACCAGCGUGAAAACGUGAUGAGUGGAGAUGAAUGAUGAAUAAUGCCGUUAAACAAACUUUGUCAUUUAACUUUUCUCUAUUAUGUUUUCAUUUUAUACAUUACAAUGUUACAUGUGGCACAGUAUAUUGGAACAAAAAGUCCAUGUUUAACCUGCAGUCAUUUAUUUACAGUAUGUACAAAAAAAAUAAGUCCACUGUACAAUAACCGCAGAGCAUGUUCAUUCUUAUCUAUAGACGAUGUACAUAGCAACGCGCCAUUUUCUUCAAAGCACCAAAUAAGUGGCAGUUGUGUAGUUUAUAUUCGGACAGGUCUUUAUUGUAACUCUGGCUGGAGCGCCACCGGCUCUCCCUCUUCUUAUUAGACCUUUUUUUUUAUGUUUCCUGCACUAGCUUGAAGAACUAACUUGGGCUCAGACUGAUUUUAUUUUAUUUUUCCCUGCAGCGCGCUCCUUCUUUCCACUUAUCAGAAGUCUGUACUCAACUGCUGACAACAAGUAGCUGUUUUUAUCGUUCCAGAUUUUAAUAAUAAUGAUAAUAAUAACAAUGAUAACGUCUCAACAGUUUGGUAUUCUCUCUGUCUUGACAGUUACCAUAGGACUGCUUCCAUCAUGGGUUUUGUAACAUCGGUUUGCUUUAUUUACAAAAUGAAUCCUUCUCGUCCCCCCCUCCCCCCCUCUGUGUUGAAGUACAUAUGACUGUAUGCAUCAAGUACAUAUACAGUAUAUAUACUUUAGAACACACAGAGGUAAAAUUGUCGUGUAUUUUUGCCUCUUUUUAUUUAAGCAAUUGUGAUGUAAUAGGUUUUAGGCCUAAGGUCUGUUAUUGCAAUACUUUUACAGAAAAGAAGAAAAAAAAAUCAAAAAAUGUUGCUCUAAGUGCUGUUGUAGUCAAAGAUUUUAUGCUUGUACUUAUGCUGUAGUCAAACUGCAGCGUAAUGAAUAAAACUUUAAAAGUGA
Myripristis murdjan (pinecone soldierfish) is the source of this 8301-nucleotide messenger RNA. RefSeq names its product low-density lipoprotein receptor class A domain-containing protein 4-like. The record is from RefSeq and is a predicted model, not a curated record. The coding region runs from base 1047 to 2033 and encodes 328 amino acids. NCBI's taxonomy places the organism in Eukaryota, Metazoa, Chordata, Actinopteri, Holocentriformes, Holocentridae. Gene Ontology annotation, cellular component: Golgi membrane; early endosome membrane. The transcript has 7 exons. Gene Ontology annotation, biological process: negative regulation of transforming growth factor beta receptor signaling pathway. Gene Ontology annotation, molecular function: R-SMAD binding.